UUCGUCCCAAAAACUACCCUUUAUUUUUUUAACUUGAUAAAUUUUUCAGAGAUUCUGUUUAAAAAUGCCGAUCAAGCUGCCAAAGUCAAAGUCUAUACUGUUAGUGGGACAAGUGCUGAAGCACAUAGGACAAGAGAACAAGAGAACAAUUAAAGUUCGCACAAUCAGUAUGGUUUUGGACGAUUAUUUGAAGAUGUAUUUCAAUAAAAGAUCUCACUUCUGGGCAGACGACAUCAAGGAAGAGUGUGAACCUGGUGACCUUGUUCUCAUCAAACAACUCUCAGAACCAAUCCGAGCUGGAGUUACCCAUGAAGUCGGAGAAGUCGUCUUUCAACUUGGCCGCAGGAUGGAUCCUCUAACUGGCAUGAGAAUAUAUGGUGGUGUAUAUUCACAGGACGAUCUACCAAAUCCACAUGAGACUUUAAAGAAACAUAACGUUCCGAUCCCAGACUGGGCUAAAAAUCUCACAGAAAUAUUAUGAUGUUGAGAUUAUUUACAUCUUAUGUGACUGCGGAAGACUCUGUUCAGAAAAGUUUUCACCAAAGAAAUUAUUGUGAAUGGCAACUUUUUAAUGAAAGACAGUUCAUAUUCUGAGAAUUAUUGUAUUGUAUCACUGUUGGAAUGAUGUCAUUAAUAAUUGACACGGUGGACAAAGGGAUGGUUCAACUUUUCACGAGCUUUAUGGGCCGAUUGUGAUCCAUUUUGAAGCGUGAAGCAAGGAAUAUAAGAAUAUAAAGAUAGCCUUGGAUUUGUA
This is a messenger RNA of Lineus longissimus, 754 nucleotides long. RefSeq names its product small ribosomal subunit protein uS17m-like. NCBI's taxonomy places the organism in Eukaryota, Metazoa, Nemertea, Pilidiophora, Heteronemertea, Lineidae. The coding region runs from base 65 to 481 and encodes 138 amino acids. Gene Ontology annotation, biological process: mitochondrial translation. The transcript has 2 exons. Gene Ontology annotation, cellular component: mitochondrial small ribosomal subunit; ribosome. The record is from RefSeq and is a predicted model, not a curated record. Gene Ontology annotation, molecular function: structural constituent of ribosome.